GGAGGAGAGCGGGCAGCACAACCCGCCGCCCGUUCGGGAAGCCGAGGCCGCACCCCGCGGCGCCUGGAGCCGGCACUCACCCCAUCUCGCCGCACGGCAACGCCCCUUUAAAGGCCCCGCCCCUCCCGCCGGCCGCCGCGCAGCGCAAGAUGGAGGCGGCGGGCGAGGAGCGGAGGGCGCCGGCCGCCUUCGUGGCGGCUGUGGGACCCGAGGCCGGCGGUACCGCGGUGCUGCCCGAGCGGCUGCAGCGGCGGGAGGCGGAGCGGCAGCGCGGCGUGGCGCGGCAGCGGGAGCUGAAGGAGGCGCAGGCGGUGCGGGAGGAGGGCAGCGAGUUCUUCGCCGCCGCCUUCGGCCGGGAGCGGGAGGCGGUGGAGGCGCUGCUGGCGGCCGGGCGGCCCGAGGAAGCGGCGGAGCGGCUGCAGGGGCUGCGGAAGCUGCUGACCGAGAGCGUGCGCUUCCUGGCGCCCUACGAGGUGCGGCAGGGCCAGGAAGCCGUGUCCCGGCUGCAGGCCGAGCUGGAGGCCCGGCGGCAGCAGCUGCAGCCCAAGAAGAAGUUCGCCUUCCGCAACCUGAAGAAAGAAGCGGCCCCGGGCGCCGAGCCGCGCCACGCCGAGCCCGAGGAGCCCGCCCAGCCGCCGGCCGCGGGCAGCGCCGAGGGGGAGUCGGGCGGGGCUCCGCUGUGCGGCUUCAGCCGAGCCGAGGGCCGGGAGCUGGAGCUGGGCCCGGCCGAGCUGCUGCAGCGCGACGUGGUGCUGGAGGAGCUGCGCGGCUGCCGGGUGCGGCUCCGCGGCAACCCCAACACGCUGCGGGUGCGCGAGUGCCGCGGCUGCACCGUGCUGUGCGGGCCCGUGUCCACCUCCGUGCUGGUGGACGGCUGCAGCGAGUGCCAGCUGGUGGUGGCCUGCCAGCAGCUCCGCACGCACCGCACCCGCGGCAGCCGCUUCUACGUGCAGGUGACCAGCAGGGCCGUCAUCGAGGACUGCAGCGACGUGUCCUUCGCGCCCUACGCCUGGAGCUACCCGGGCGUCGAGGCGGACUUCGAGUCGUCCGGGCUGGAUAGAAACAGCAACAACUGGAACCUGGUGGAUGACUUCGACUGGCUGGCGAGCGACAGCCCCUCGCCCAACUGGAGCCUCAUCCCCGAGCAGGAGCGGGUCAGCUGCUGGGACUGACCGAGCCACGGAGCUGCCGGCAACACGCCGAUCUGCGGGUGGGAGGGAUUCGCCCCUGCGGGCCGUAAAGUGAUUGAUUGCACGUGGUGCUUCAAUGGGACUUACAGCCUGUGGCUGCCUCUUCUCCUUGAAAAAUGCCACUGGGCUGUAGUUUACUAUUACUAAAUUUGCUGCUGUAAUCUGUACGUAUCGCUGUGGGGUUGGCCAACUACUGCAGUACCUCAUUGCUGAAUUUCUUUCAUUAAGAUGGGGCUGGGAGCACUGCUAUUCAUAUGGCAGCAAUCCUCGAUUGGAGCCGCUGUGCUGCUGUCAUUCAGCCAGGCAGAAUCCAGGCUCCCUGCUAGUGCAAGCUGUAGUCAACUGAAAAGAGGGAAUGCCAGAUCCAUCCCGUUUCUGUGGUGCUGCAGUUACAGACUGCUGUUAUGGGUAUGGGGGAGGGAGGUGUUCGGUGAAGCAGCAAAUGGAAGUUUAAAGAGGGAGUUUGUACACGGGUGCUCUAUGUCUGAGGUGAAUCCUGGGCCACAACACGUCUGGGCCCCAGGUUCUGCUGUGUGGGUGACAGCUGUUAGUCAGAAUUCUGUUUCAAGAAAAAGUUAAUGCAAAUAUAACACUGUCCUGUUGUAUUAAUGAUUGAAAUGAAGCAGCCUCCAGAAGGUAGAUAAAUACUAAACAACAGCAGUCUCAAAAUGUGUGAGAGGGAGCUGGCUCUGUCAACAGCACAAACCAGAAUAAGAUUACACUUGGGGUUACCCCUCAGGGCACACACUGCUGUAUGCUGACAGACAUCACACGUUGCAGGGCAGUGGUGCUCAUGCACCUCCCAAUGGUUGGUUUUCCUGCCUGCAGCCAGCGAGCUUUGCUGUGGGUGUAGCUCACAGCGCUGCCACUGACUAUCACAUGCAGUGCUGACAGAGGGACUUCAUAAAACGUGACAACAGAGUAUGGCAUUUGGGUUCCAGAAUAGCAUCUUGGUGCACAGUUACUUUCCAAGUCCCAUUUAUUCACUCUUGUUCAAUACCAGAAAAAAAAUAGAAUGAUUGGGGGCGGGGGGGGUCUCUUUAUAAUGACCUGUUAAUGAGCAGUGUGCAAAACCAGCCCCUUAGGAAGGAAAUCAUUACCUUGCUUAAGCAGCAGCUCUGAAGUUGUAUUUAAGAACUCUGCCAAAUAUUUAUGCUGCACUGUCACUGUAUGUGCCUCUAACAGAGCAAAAAUACUGGCUAAUCUAUUAAAACUGCAUCACUGCUAUGAGGAAUACUUUAAGUUCUUAACUGCUUUGGGGCAACAGAGAAACUUAACCUGUUUUUUCAGCAUAUUUAUUUAAAAGGGGAUGAAAAAAGGGGUGAUUUUUUAAAAUGUUUUUUCCACAGUUUCACAGUUUUGUUUACUUUUGUUUGUACUUUUUAUGAAUGAACUGGAUUUUGCAUUUCAGUUUCUGGUUUGGGGUUGAGUUGUUUCUUCACUGUGCAUUGACAGCAUCAUAAAGUCAUUCAGAGGGAA
This is a messenger RNA of Coturnix japonica (Japanese quail), 2669 nucleotides long. RefSeq names its product tubulin folding cofactor C (gene TBCC). Gene Ontology annotation, molecular function: tubulin binding. The record is from RefSeq and is a predicted model, not a curated record. Lineage: Eukaryota; Metazoa; Chordata; Aves; Galliformes; Phasianidae. Gene Ontology annotation, biological process: tubulin complex assembly; post-chaperonin tubulin folding pathway. Gene Ontology annotation, cellular component: cytoplasm.